Messenger RNA from Scomber scombrus (Atlantic mackerel), 663 nucleotides. RefSeq names its product WD repeat domain 18 (gene wdr18). NCBI's taxonomy places the organism in Eukaryota, Metazoa, Chordata, Actinopteri, Scombriformes, Scombridae. Gene Ontology annotation, biological process: rRNA processing; DNA-templated DNA replication. Gene Ontology annotation, cellular component: nuclear pre-replicative complex. Gene Ontology annotation, molecular function: protein binding. The record is from RefSeq and is a predicted model, not a curated record.
AGUCUCAGCCGGGACAAAUCCUUCCAGUCCGACAACGACGGGAACCAGGUGUUCAAAGGACACAGGAACCUGGUGACCUGCCUGUCGGUGUCGAUGGACGGGACUCUCCUCCUCUCCGGUUCCCACGAUGAGACGGUUCGACUUUGGGACAUCCAGAGCAAACAGAGCAUCCGCUGCUUCGCCCACAAAGGUCCGGUGACCAACGCGGUCAUCAUGGCGGCUCCGUCUAACAUGUUCCUGCCGGACAGCCGGCCGGCGGUUCCUCUGCCGCGCUUCAGCCGACACCUUCACGCCUCCGAGGGCGACGCCGGCGAAUCAGGAGAGGUGUGCGUUCGCCUCGGACUCUACACACAGGAGGAAGACGAAACGUACCUGCAGAAAUCUGAUCGGCUGAACUCUCUGAUGAACGCUGUGACUGACAAGUCUGUUUUCGGAGACGGUGAGAACACGAAGGUCCGAGUCGCCGAGCUCGAAGAGGAAGUUCAAACUCUGAAGAAAGUCAACAAAGAUCUGUACGACUUCUCCAGUCAGCUGUUAACGAAACCCACAUAGACACACACACACACACACACACACACACACACACAUAUACACACCCAGCCAGCAACAAAACACACAUAAACACUCUGUGAUGUAUUUGUGUUGUUUACAAUAAAAGUUGUU